Messenger RNA from Arvicanthis niloticus (Nile rat), 2512 nucleotides. NCBI's taxonomy places the organism in Eukaryota, Metazoa, Chordata, Mammalia, Rodentia, Muridae. The record is from RefSeq and is a predicted model, not a curated record.
UGCAAGUUCAGCUCUUCCCCUCGGAAGGCUCGAAUGGUUCAGAGUGACGCGCUCUGUGUGCUGCAGUUUGGUGCGGUGAGGGGAGCUCAGGCAAGCUCUGCGGUCACAGCAUGGAUGCAGUAACCUUUGAUGAUGUACAUGUGGACUUCACUUUGGAAGAGUGGGCUUUGUUGGAUCCUUCUCAGAAGAGUCUUUACAAGGAUGUGAUACUGGAGACCUACUGGAACCUCACUGCUAUAGGUUAUGAUUUGGAAGACCAUAAUAUUGAAGAACAUUUUCAAAGUUCGAGAAGACAUGGAAGACCUGAAAGAAGUCAUACUGGAGAGAAACCCUAUGAAGAUUUUAAGUGUGGUGAAACCUUUGCACAUCACAGUAGUCUCCAAAUACGUAAAAGAAUUCAUACUGGAGAGAAACCCUAUGAAUGUAAUCCAUGUGGUAAAACCUUUGCAUAUCACUGCCAUCUUGGAAUACAUAAAAUAAUACAUACUGCAGAGAAACUCUACAAAUGUAUUCAAUGUGGUAAAGGUUUUUCAGAACAUAAUACUCUCCAAAGACAUAAAAUAACCCAUUCAGAGGAGAAACCCUAUGAAUGUAAUCAAUGUGGUAAAGCCUUUGCACAUCAUGAAAAUCAUGAAAGAACUCACAUUGGAGAGAAAACUUACAAAUGUAAGGAAUGCGAUAAAGCCUUUUCACAGCACUGUUAUAUGCGAAUACAUAAAAGAAUACACACUGGAGAGAAACCUUAUGAAUGUAAUCAGUGUGGUAAAGCCUUUGUAUGUCUCAGCAGUCGCCGAGUGCAUGAAAGAACACAUACUGGAAAGAAACCCUACAAAUGUAAUCAAUGUAAUAAAGACUUUGCAAGUCAGAGUGAUCUUAAAAAACAUAAAAGAACACAUACUGGAGAGAAACCCUACAAAUGUGAUCAAUGUGGUAAAGUCUUUGCAAGUCAGAGUGAUCUUAAAAAACAUAAAAGAACACAUACUGGAGAGAAACCCUACAAAUGUGAUCAAUGUGGUAAAGUCUUUGCAAGUCAGAGUCAUCUUAAAAGACAUAGAAGAACACAUACUGGAGAGAAACCUUAUGAAUGUAAUCAAUGUGGUAAAGCGUUUUCAGACCACCAUACUCUCCGAAUACAUGAAAGAACACAUACUGGAGAGAAACCCUUUGAAUGUAACCAGUGUGGUAAAACUUUUAAACUACACAGUCAACUCCGAAUACAUAAAAGAACACACACUGGAGAGAAACCUUAUGAAUGUAACCAAUGUGGUAAAACCUUUGCAUGUCCCAGUAGUUUCCAAAAACAUAAAAGAAUACAUACUGGAGAGAAACCCUAUGAAUGCAAUCAGUGUGUUAAAGCCUUUGCAUAUCACAGUAGUCUCCGAAAACACGAAAGAACACAUACUGGGGAGAAACCCUUCAGAUGUAAUCAGUGUGGUAAAAUCUUUUCGCAGCACAAUAGUCUCCAAAUACAUAAAAGAACACAUACUGGGGAGAAACCCUAUGAAUGUAAUAAAUGUGGUAAAGCCUUUCCAUACGACAGUAGUCUCCGAGUGCAUGAAAGAACACAUACCGGAGUGAAGCCUUAUGAAUGUAACCAGUGUGGCAAAGCCUUUGGAUAUCACAGUCAUCUUCAGAGACAUGAAAGAAUACAUACUGGAGAGAAACCUCAUUAACGUAAGCAAUGUGGUAAAGCCUUUGUAUGUCACAGUAAUCUUCAAAGGCAUAAAUGAAUUUAUACUCGAGAGAAACCUCAAGAAUGUAUUUAAUAUGAUGAAGGCUUUUGCAUGAUUUUAUAGUCUUCAUCAUCAUGAAAGUAAACAUACUAGAGAGAAAUUCCUUGAAUAUAGGCAAUGUGGUAAAGUCUGUGUUAUGGGGCCCACUUAGAUCCAACACAACUAAAAAAUCAGGUUAAUGCUGAUGACAGUUUAUUAUAAUCAAGCCAUUACUGAUCAAUCAGGGCCACAGAACAUACUCAAGAGCUGAACUUUAAGCCUGAGCCAGAAUGGUACCAGACUUUAAAGCUUGAAAACCACAAACAUCUGUGUCAAGCUACAGCAAUGAUUUUCUACCAAUCAGAUUUAGGGCUAGAAGUAUUCCUUAUGUAGUUGAUCUUUGUCAACUGAUGGCAGAAUGUCGGUUUUACAGUCUAAAAAUUAUAUCCAUUUUCUCUUUGUAGUUAGGAACAGGCUUUGUGUUUUGGGGAACAAAAGAUGCAUAACAAAAGCUGUCAAGAACAGUCAAUAUGUUUUGGAAAAUAAAAACCAUGGUUAGGAACAGUCAUGAUGUUUCGAGGAACAAAGAUGAAUAAUGGAAGCUUCUCAGUGAUUAGGAAGUCUCCAGCUUCAUGUUCUGGGAAUGUGAAUUUAGUUUCACUAUAUGAUUAAAUGAAGUCUGAUAACAAAAUGGCUAUACUUGGGACAAUUUUCUUAUACUUGUUCACAGCAUUUGCAUAUCACAGUAAUAUUUGAAUACAUAAAAGAGAGAAACUGUUAGCCAUUCUGACUGGUGUGAG